Messenger RNA from Physella acuta, 1564 nucleotides. Its product is annotated as distal membrane-arm assembly complex protein 2. The record is from RefSeq and is a predicted model, not a curated record. Lineage: Eukaryota; Metazoa; Mollusca; Gastropoda; Physidae.
AAAAGCAAAAUGACGUCAGCAUGUCAUCAGUUCAUGAAAUUUAAUACCAGACUGUGCAGAAGCUGUGUACGACAUUAUGGAAUUUUUUCAAAAAACACAGGCUCUGAGAAAAAAAAUGAAGAACAGGAACAGUCAGUGCCAUGGGGAUCUCCUGAAGUGAAUGAAAAAUUUGUUGAAGAAUUCACAAAAAAACAGAACUUGCCGAAUCCUGUCCGGAAUACUGAAAAAGAAUACUUUGACUCUCUAAAAAACCCAGAUAGACUUGAGAAAGGGCUUUUGGAUGGCAAGUUCUUUACUAAAAAAUUCGGUAUUUCUAAAGAUCUGUUAGCAUGGCUAAGCUGGGAUAUCAACCUUAAUAAUUUUGAUGAGAUAAGACUUCACAGUAUGAUAUGGUAUCUGAAGACAUUGAGAAAGGAACAAAAGCUCCAAGCAAACAGAGUUGAGGCUUUGGGUUAUGACCUCAGUGCUGCACAUUUUGUAGUUUCUCAAGGUGGUGCUGUCAAGUUUCUUGGGAGAGAAGCUUGGUAUGUCAGAAACAAACAAGGGAAAAGUACUUUGCCUAACAUAUCAGUUAAAGGCCUAUACAUCGAAGCUAUUGAUUUCCACAACGUUGCAAUCACACAAGAGGCAUUUGAAAACUUAGAUAAAUUAUCACAGAUCCGUUACAUGAAAUUUGACAAUUGUCAGUUCUUUGAUGACUGGUGCUUGGCACGUUUGUAUUGUCUCAGUGAAACUUUAGAGUUCCUAGAUAUUCGCAAUUGUUCUGAAGUCACAGAUCGUGGCCUAAGCUGUUUACAUAGUCUUAAAAACCUCCAGUGUUUGAAAUUAAGCAACCUUAAAAAGGUGCAACACAUUGGACUAAUAACUCUUCUACUGGAAGAAGCUUUACCAAACUUAACUGUGUUAGGUGUCAGUGAAGAAGAUUUGAAACCACCUGAGAGCAAGUACAGAGGGGAGCGGAAACUUGUUCAAGCUUUGUUAGGAUAUUUUGAAGACUCUGAAAAAAAUAAAGAUGGCAUAUCACAAGUGCAGGUUUAACUAAAGGAAUGACUUGUGCUCACAAUUUGGCUAUUUUUGCAGAAAGGCCUAUAUUUGUUCAUUACAAAAGUAUGGCUCUAUAGUAAUACUAAUAGGAUGGAGUUUUUUUAUGCUUUGUUACAUGCUGGAACUAUAUAAUAUAUCAUGAUUAAUUAUUAAAUACCUUCAGCAUUUUGACUGUGAUUAUUGUUUGGAUUUAUUAACAUAAAAAUACUAAUUAUAAACAAAAGAGAUCACCUCACUAUUACUAUACAGCAUAAUAGUAAUAGAACAAAGCCACCUUCAAGAAUGGCCAAAGUGGAAAAUAUUUCUGAUUACAGUACUAGGUAUAAUUUGUAAUUAUAGCACUUAAACAUCUCAAAACGAAAAUCUGGAAUGAAUGCAGUUCCUUCAAAUGUGACAGUUUUUCAAUGAAACAAAAUGUAAUUACCUCUAAACACAUGAAUGGUUCAAUAGUAUCCUCACUCUCUACAUGGACCUAAAAUGUGUUUUUGUUAAUUUCAUAUCCCAAGUAGCCUAACAGUUU